AUCCGCACCUGCACUCCGUAAGGUAACUCACACGCGCCGGGACAAGCCCGCGACACCAUCCCGUCCUCAGAUCAGUGGCGGCGCAAACCAACCAAAUCCAGCCUUGCUUUUUUCCCAACAAGAAGCUGAACCUGAAGCUAUCGACUUUCUUCCACGCUGCCUAUUUGGAAACCGCCUUGGAACCUUUCACUUGACGGGGCCAGACAGUUUGGACCCAGGAAAACAACGCGCCCGACGGUGACCUCCAGCUACCCCUCCGCCCCGUGCCAGACAGACUCCAGUACCUUCGGUUCAAGGUAGGGCAGAGGUGCCUUCUGUCUCCCACCUCCAGCGACCCUUUUACAUUCACUCUUCUGACCGCCACCAGAAAAAGAAGAUAUCCUUUGACUGAUUUCUGGUCGGUACCAAGUGCAGGAGGGUAUUUCACGAAGCUACAAAUUUUCCUCUUCAGCUACCUCAACAACGGCAAGCGCAGACCUUCACCAUGGACGAGGAUAUUUCCAACUUCGUCGCCAUCACGGCAGCCAGUCCGGAGGCCGCUCGCGGCUUCCUGGAGAUGACCAACAACAAUCUCGAGCAGGCCAUUCAGCUUUUCUUCGAGAACCCAGACAUUCAGAGCAGCUUCAAUCAGCCAGCUGCCACCUCUUCGACAGCCCCCCCCGUGCCCUCGAGCACCCGACCGAACAUUGGACGGCAGGACGAGCGCGGGGUCAUUCACAUAGAUAGUGAUGACGAUGGCGAUACUGCCAUGACGGUGGACGAUAUGGACGACAACUUCGGACACGACGACUCUGAUAUUGCGGCAAACGAACAGGUGGCGGCCAUUGCCCGAAGUGCCCAAGAGGAAGAGGACGCCGCCAUGGCCAAGAGAUUACAAGAGGAACUCUACGGUGGCGGACCUGGAGGUGGUGGUGGUGGCGGCGCUGGAAUCGGCGGUCAGGAUGAUGUGAGAUCACCUAUCGCCAGAACCACCGAGACUCUGGUCGGAGGCUACGAUGGUGACGAUGGUAUGGACAUGGAUACCAUCAUCCGGGCACAAAUGAGACAGAGAGAUGCCGCCAGAGCAGCUCGAGCUGGUGGUGGAAACCCCUUUGCUCAUAACCUGUCUAUUUGGGAUGAUGACAGCCCAGCUGCAGCCCAGCCCGCUCAACCCGCUGCGACAGAAGGUGGCACGCGAGCCCAGAGAUUGGCAGAGCUUUUUCGGCCGCCCUACGACAUCAUGUCCAGAUUGGAGUGGGACGAGGCGAGGCAGGAGGGCAAGGACGAGAAGAAGUGGAUCCUCGUUAACCUCCAGGAUAUGAGCGACUUCAACUGCCAAGCCCUGAAUCGGGAUAUCUGGAAGGAUGCGGCUAUUCGGCGACUGUUGGAUGAUGCCUUCAUCUUCCUGCAGUACGACAAGGACGCCAUGGCGGCACAGCAGUACAUCAACUUCUACUUCCACGGCACCGGUCACGAGAACCCAGACAACUACCCGCACGUCGCCAUUAUCGAUCCGAGAACAGGAGAGCAGGUCAAGGUAUGGAGUGGGAGACCAUUCCCCAGCGCAUCAGACUUUCACGCGCAGCUGGCCGAAUUCCUGGACCGCUACAGUUUGGCGGCGAACAGUAAGAACCCUGUGGUGGACCAAGCGGCGCCCCGCCCCAAGACCGUCGAUGUUGAUCGAAUGACGGAGGAUGAAAUGCUGGAAAUGGCAUUGCAGAACAGUCUUGCGGCGUCCAACGGCGGCGCCAGCAGCUCCAAGCCCAAGACUGGCGUUUUCGACCCCGAUGCGCUCACCAAGUCAGACUCAUCCAGCGGUCAAGGCAAGGGACAAUCCCCGGCCGAGGAGGCAGCAGGCGGCAUAACCCCUCCUGCUGAGCCGGCAGUGACGCAGACUAUCUGGGCCUCGAUUGCGACCAAUAAGCCGCACAAGGAGCCGGAGAACAACCCAGCAACGACGACGCGGAUACAGUUCCGACACCCCCAUGGACGUGUUAUCCGUCGAUUCAACCUGGACGACCCGGUCAGGCGCAUUUACGAGUGGCUUAAGCAUGAUCCCAUCGAGAACAAGGAUUUCAUCGAGGUCGAGCUGAAGCGCAUGCCACAGGGCCAGGACCUGAGUAAUGAACUGGAGACCACCAUCAAAGACGCUGGACUCAAGAACGGGACUGUUAUGAUUGAGUUCAUUGAGGACUAGAGCUGGCGUGCGUCCUCUUCGACGACUGAUGAUUCGGGCAAAGUCGGUUAGAGAACAAAGUGCAUUUAUCAGCAGGGUCAGGGCAUGGCCGAUAGAAUUGGAACUGGGCAGGCGGAAGGAAGCCUUGUUUCAAUGUUGUUGUUUUGGGCUCUUCUCAUACAUACCACGAUAUCCGGCAAGGGCAGGCAUGGAAGGAUGCAGUUUAUCGAGGAACAAGGAAGCCAGACAGAGACAAGUAGCGGGCCAGAUGAUUCACAGAUGGCCACUCAACAAAGGUAGACGCUUGUUAACACAGAGACAGCAUCAAUAGACACGGGAAAUGACAGUAACUGCGAUCAUAUUA
Messenger RNA from Colletotrichum godetiae, 2519 nucleotides. Its product is annotated as UBX domain-containing protein. The record is from RefSeq and is a predicted model, not a curated record. The transcript is spliced from 2 exons. Gene Ontology annotation, biological process: proteasome-mediated ubiquitin-dependent protein catabolic process. NCBI's taxonomy places the organism in Eukaryota, Fungi, Ascomycota, Sordariomycetes, Glomerellales, Glomerellaceae. Gene Ontology annotation, cellular component: nucleus. Gene Ontology annotation, molecular function: ubiquitin binding. The coding region runs from base 485 to 2176 and encodes 563 amino acids.